UGAGUUUUCUCUUUUGUCGAAAAAAUAAAAGAAAAGGCCGAGUAAGGCCCAAUACACUGCACGACAAACCCGCCAUCUUUUCUUUUUUUUACCCGGUUCUAGCCGUCCGGUUUCAGCAGCGUCGUCAUCGUCGCAACGCUAUACGUUCCGACGACGUCGUAGACCGUGAGAUUGAUUCCCAGAUUGGCUGAAGGAAAGGACUAUCCUCAAUCAGAGUGCAAAGCAUAGGCCCUAAUCAAAGUUAUACUCGACUUGUAAUUAAAGAAUGGCAUGUUUAGUUCAACCUCCAUUCAUGAUGUCUACCAAUUCAGUUCCCAGAGUCCGCUCCCCAAUGCAGAAGGUGUUGAAAACCUCACAUGCAGUACAUUUACACACUCUGUCUCACAUUCGGAUGAAACAUUCCCCUGUUCGCUGCAUAAAACUGACUCGCUGGGAGCCCUCGUCUGCCACAUACACCCCCACCGAGAGUGCUGAUGACAGCAUCUUAAAUAAAACCACCAACAUAUUUGAAACCCUUUCUUCAGUUAGCACUGAUGAAGCACAAGAAACCAACAGUGAAAAGCGUAUUGAUGCAAGUAAUCAGACAAGACCAGAGGUUCAGUUCCUCAAAUGGCCAAUGUGGCUCUUGGGCCCUUCUCUUCUCCUCAUCACUGGCAUGGUGCCAACUUUGUGGCUACCGCUAUCGUCCAUAUUCCUUGGCCCCAACAUAGCCAGCCUGCUUUCCUUGGUCGGACUUGAUUGCAUAUUUAAUCUUGGUGCAACCCUUUUUCUCCUCAUGGCUGAUUCUUGUGCUCGCCCCAAACUCCCAGAACAAGCCUGCAAAAGCAAGCCUCCCUUUAGCUACCAGUUUUGGAAUAUGGUUGCAACUGUGACUGGAUUUAUCAUUCCCCUGAUGAUGGCUUUUGGAUCCCAAAAGGGUUUCCUCCAACCCCAGCUGCCUUUGAUCUCAUUUUCAGUUCUAUUGGGUCCCUACCUUCUGCUUAUUUCAGUACAGAUACUGACUGAGAUGCUGACUUGGCAUUGGCAGUCACCAGUUUGGCUGGUGACCCCUGUAGUGUACGAGGCUUACCGGCUGUUGCAGCUGAUGAGGGGAUUGAAGCUUGGAACUGAGCUCAGUGCACCCGCAUGGAUGAUGCAUACAAUUAGGGGACUGGUGUCCUGGUGGGUGCUAAUUCUUAGCAUGCAGCUGAUGAGAGUUGCUUGGUAUGCAGGCUUUACUUCUCGAACUCGUCAUCAGCAACAGCGGCCUUCUGAUGAUGACUAGUGAUAUAUACCCUAGCUUGGAAAAGAAAAAUGAAAUCGACGCUGGCUUUAAAUAUUUGUUUUGUUUUAUAGUUCAAGGAAUAUGUGGUUUAGUGAAUCUAUUAUUUGCUUUGUUCAUAUCAACAUGCACAGGUGAUGUAUCUAUGAGCUACAAAGAACUGGCAUGUCAUGCAGUACAGGUCCUUUUUGUCUCAGUCUGUAAAGAUCUCAAUUUUCUUGUUGUGACCUUAAAGUGAUCUUUAGCAAUGCAACUGUACAUUUAUAUUGUCUA
Molecule: messenger RNA, 1534 nt
Organism: Prunus mume (Japanese apricot)
Lineage: Eukaryota; Viridiplantae; Streptophyta; Magnoliopsida; Rosales; Rosaceae
Product: cytochrome P450 family protein
Source: RefSeq, a predicted model, not a curated record